Molecule: messenger RNA, 3413 nt
Organism: Sus scrofa (pig)
Lineage: Eukaryota; Metazoa; Chordata; Mammalia; Artiodactyla; Suidae
Gene: KRT222
Product: keratin 222
Molecular function (GO): structural molecule activity
Source: RefSeq, a predicted model, not a curated record
AGUAUAGUUGAUCUAUAAUGUUGUAUUAGUUUCAAGCGUACAGCAAAGAAAAUGUGCUCAAUUUUAUAGAGAACCAAUCCAGGAAUACUGAGAAUGUUUUUAUUUCUUUGUUCCUUUAUGGAGUCUGAUAAUUCUACUAGACCAACAACAAUAGGAGAAAGGGAUUACCAAAUACUUGCAUAAUUGAUCAGAAACCCAGGGUUUCCAAUGGCUUCUGAGGAAAAAAAAAAGGAGCUCUGCAUCUUUAAGGCUCCUCGGAGCUCUGUUUGCUCGCGAUGCAGACAGAGCAGGCUCUGCCGCAGAGACUCAUCCUAUCAAUAAGGUUCAGUUAGCCAAGGUGGAGGAUGGGAAAAGAAUGGAGCUGUCCCAGCUACUCAAUGAGAUCAGGGCAAACUAUGAAAAGCUCCUCACCAGAAAUCAGAUAGAGACCGUGCUUUCAACAAGGAUCCAGGUAAUGAUUUCAUACAGACAGGCAUCUUCCAGGAUAAGGAGACAAUCCAUGUCUAUCCAAUUCCUGUCCCGGCCUCUCUGAGCUAGAAGAAGAUCUAAGCAAAAAAAUGGACAAAGAUGAAGAGGCUUUAAAGGCGGCUCAGGCAGAGCUCAAGGAAGCCCGGCGCCAGUGGCACCACCUGCAAGUGGAAAUUGAAUCUCUCCAUGCUGUGGAAAGGGGCCUUGAAAACUCCCUCCAUGCCAGCGAACAACAUUACCAGAUGCAGCUUCAAGACCUAGAGGCAGUGAUUGAAGGACUAGAAAAAGAGCUACAGGAAGUAAGGCGUGGCAUCGAAAAGCAGCUUCAAGAGCAUGAGAUGCUUCUCAACACGAAGAUGCGGCUAGAACAAGAAAUCGCAACUUAUCGCCGCCUCUUAGAAAAGGAAGAAAUCAGAUAUUAUGGUUGUAUCCAAGGUGGGAAAAAAGAACAAAAACCUACCACAAGUAGAGUUGGGUUUGUGUUACCUUCAGCCAUUAUAAAUGAAAUAUCUUUUUCAACAAAAGUCCCACAAAAGUAUGAGAAUGAAAAAGUAGAAACAGUGACCAAACAGGCAAUAUUAAAUGGAAGUAUCGUGAAAGAAAGCACUGAAGCUCACGGCACUAUUCAGACAGAGAGAGUGGAUGAAGUUAUUAAAGAAUGGGAAGGUUCCUUCUUUAAAGAUAACCCUCGAUUAAGGAAAAAGUCUGUUUCUCUUCGCUUUGAUCUUCAUCUAGCCGCCACUGAUGAAGGGUGUUUACAGACUAAGCAGGAUAAUCUACCAGAUAUAGAAGUCAGGCUUAUCAUGAGAAGAUCAUGCAGCAUCCCCUCUAUCAAACCUCCAUCAGCAGCUAAUUAAUCCAAAGACAGUAUUUGGCUUGAUGUGAAAAUGCCAUUAGGAUGGACCAAGGUGGGAGGCCACGCUGACCACCUUCUGUCCCAAAACGUAAGUGAUAAAGUAUGUUCUGACCAAUGGGUGACUCUCUUUGGGAAAAAAAAAAAAAAAAAAAAAAAGAUGGAGGUACAAAAUUUCUCUGACCCUAGGUAUAAGCUGUUGGGGGUGUUUUUGGACAGGGGGAGCUUAAAGUCGGAAAUGUAAAACAGUUUCCAUUUUAUUUUUUAAAAAUACAGUCUUUUUUUUCCCUAGAAAUUUUUAUCAGAGACUGGAGGCAUUAAAAUGGUUUGCUUAAGUCUUUUAAAUUGUACUCGAUGGCUGAACACUCAAAGAGAAAAGGAAGAGUCUGUUUACUUCUGAUUAUACCAUGUAAGGAACCACACUACGUUAUUCAUCAUUAGUCCAUGACUGAUUAUAUCUAAAAAGACUUUUCUACUUAAAAAGGAAAGCAAUCAUAAAUGAAUUUUUAAAGAGGACUCACUAUUCCCUUGACCAAAUGUUUUCCUCUGGGGACAAUAAUUUGCACCCAUAGAAAAAUAAGUGACUUUCCACUGAGAUAUUUUGAGCGAACUAUAGAACAUACCCCAGGGCUAAAGUGAUGAUUAAACUAAUCAUCACCUAAUAGUUUUUUGUAAUCAUUACCUGAUAUCCAGAAGAGUUACUUUAUUCAAAGAACUUUAAAGGUUGUGUCCUCCCCCACAGAAAAUCAGAAGGCCAGCUGCAAAAACAAAACAUGAAAGCUAGUUACUGCAAUUACUAGAUCAGAGUUAUCCAAACUCUCACCAUCCCAACUUUUCCAUCUGUAAAGUUAAAUGUGAUUAAUUUGUCUUUGAUGCGAGCAUUAGAUAAAGACACUAUAUAAAAUAUUAUAAAUAUUUCUUGCAGUCAUUUAUGUGAAUUAAGAUAACAGUAUUGUUAUCAAAGCUAACAGUAUCUGCAGGAUUUAUGUUUUUAAAUUGUUCAAACUGUAAUAAAUACGGAUAGAAAAUAUAUUUGUGAAUAAGUCAAGUAUUGUUGCAAAGUUUUUUAAACAAACUAAUUUGUUUAAUACAGGUAUAAAGACAUUAAAUAAUAAAUUUCUGUUUUAAAACAUUAGAGGAGUUCCCACCAUGUCACAGUAGAUUAAGAAUCUGACUGCAAUGACUCAGGUCACUGUGGAGGCACAGGUUCGAUCCCCAGCUGGCACAGUGAGCUAAAGGAUCCAGCACUGCUGUAGCUGCAGCCCAGGUUGCAGCUAUGGCUUGGAUUCGGUCCUUGGCCCCGGAACUUCCAUAAGCUGCAGGUGCAGCCAUUAAAAAAGAAAAAGUUAGAAAUUUAUAAGUUAUCAAUUUUUUUCUAAGCAGAAAAAACAUUGAGUACAAAGCAGUAUAACUUUUCCAAGCUAAAGUAUCAUCUAAGGGCUACAGCUGUUAGUAUACUAAUACAGCCUUUGCAAACUCUCUUCUUUAUUUCAACCAAAAAAUAAUAAUAAUGAAAAGAAAAAAGAAUAUUUUAACCAGAAUACAAUUAUGUUAAAUAAUCUUUAACAUAAUACAGGGAAUAACACUUAAAUUUUCUUUCAAUUACUUCAUAUUUCUUUCAGCCUGGCUUAUGCUCUUUGUGAAAGGGAUGAUUUUGUUUUGUCAAGGAUACAACAGCAUGUUAAGUGCUUAUUCUUGCAUAAGCAUCUGACCUAAAAUACACCCUGUACAUAAAAGUGUUUUCAUUGAGUAUUAGUUAAAUGCUGCCAGCUUUACUAAAGCUUUGAAAAUGCAAUCAUAUAUGCUAUUGUACUAAAGUUACUGUACUAAGCAACAGUAUCAUAAUAAAGGAAUAUAUCUAGUGAAAUCUACAUGCAGUGUUAAAAACUUAGAACUGGGCAUCAUGAAUGUAACUGCUUGUUAUAGUAAUUCCACUAUGCAGCUACUGUGCGUAUAACGUGUACAUUUUAAAAUACAGUACCUGAAUUUAUAACAAACUUUGAUUUGAUUUGCUUUGGGGCAUUUUAAACUGGGAUAUGAAUUUACCAAAGUAAAUGAUACCACUAUAAUAAAAAAAUUGAAAUAUGAACUA